Molecule: messenger RNA, 6037 nt
Organism: Heteronotia binoei (common prickly gecko)
Lineage: Eukaryota; Metazoa; Chordata; Lepidosauria; Squamata; Gekkonidae
Product: alpha-2-macroglobulin-like protein 1
Exons: 38
Coding region: 106-4491 (1461 amino acids)
Cellular component (GO): extracellular region
Molecular function (GO): endopeptidase inhibitor activity
Source: RefSeq, a predicted model, not a curated record
UGGGACAGAGGGAUCUCCACCAGGGUCUUCAAGGGGAAUAACCAGUGCUGCCUGUGCAGAGCUCCCGUUUUCUUCCCACCUCUGCCGCCUGCUGCAGUUCAAGCCAUGGAUGCUGCCAGGUUCUUCUGGGCCCUGACUCUGCUCUCCGUCACAGCUUCAGCGGUUCCAGAGCCUCAUUAUAUGGUGGUUGUCCCAGCCAUCCUUUACCAUCCCAAUGUGGACAAAGUCUGCGUACUUCUCAGUUCUCUCCCAGAGAGUGUUCACCUGUCUGUCACACUGGAGAUGAAGACCCAGAACUAUUCAAUUGUGGAGAAGGAUGUGGAAAAGCCAGGGAUUUCUGAGUGCAUUAACUUCCAGGUUCCAGCCUUCACUCCCACGGAAAAGACCCGUGAUGGUGAGGAAGAAGAGGUCGCCCACGUGCACGUGCGCAUCCGCAAGGGCGACAGUGUGAGCUUCGAGGGCCGGAAGAAGGUGCUGAUCAGGGCCGUUUUCAUCCUGGACAUCAUAGAGACGGACAAGCCCUUUUACAAACCCGGAGAGACAGUCAAGUUCCGAAUUCUGAGGCUCAAUGAUGAGUUUAAGGCCCUGCCGGACACGAUCGGUUCGGUAGUGCUGAUGGAUCCCAACCGGAACCGGAUUGGUCAGUGGCUGAAUGUGGAGACCAAACAAGGCAUAGCAGAUCUCUCCUUCCCCCUGGCCUCGGAAGCAGCCCUGGGGAUGUAUUCCAUCCAGACAGGAGAGAGAGAAACCAUGAUGUUUUUUGAUGUGGAGGAAUAUGAACUGCCAAAAUUCGAAGUGCUGUUUGAGCUACCUCCAUUUGUCACCUUCUCAGAUGAAGAAUUUCUGGUCAGAGUAUGUGGAAAGGUACGUCUAUGGAAACCCGUUCAUGGAAAAGUAGAUCUGACAUUAAGGAUGACACCAUCAUUUCGUGACUAUCUGAGUGGAGAGUACAACGACAUUGAAAAGGAGCACACAGGCCAGACCGACAAGACUGGCUGUGCAUCAUUCACCAUUCACGCGGCUGACAUCAAUAUGACUCAAGCAGGUGUUGGGAGCUCGAUUGGACUUUUUGCGGAAUUGGUUGAUGAAGAAACAGGAGCAGCAAGCAGAGCACAACACGACUUGACUCUCAGCAGCAAGGAGGUGUCGAUCGAAUUCAUCAGCCUCAAUCCAUUCUAUAAACAGGGCUUUCCAUACACUGGCAAGAUGAGAGCUUCUGCCGGGGGCAUACCUGCUCAGAAUGAGACUGUCUAUCUCACAGUUGAGGUCAAUGAUGUAGAGACACAUUUUCCUUACGUCACAGAUGAGAACGGGGACGUUCACUUCUCGCUAGACACAACAAACUGGAAUAACACCCUGGUUUCCAUACGGGGCAGACAUUCGAUUGAAAAUGUAACCCAAGGUGAUAUUGCAAGUACUAUUAGGAUCUACCUGGAAGCUUUCAACUGGUUGAAGCCCUUCUACUCGGAGAGUAACAGCUUCCUCGAGAUCCAGCAUGUGGAGGAAGAGCUGCCCUGUGGAAAGGAGCAGGAAGUACUGGUGGACUAUAUAAUCGAUCGGAAAGAACUGGGCCCUGAGGCUGACCAUGUGGAUUUCUAUUACUUGGUUGUCUCAAGGGGAAGGAUUGUUUCCAGGGGGCAGAAAGAGGUGCCGAUUGGCCACGAUGAAACACUGAAGGGCACCUUCUCCCUUUCUCUGUCUGCGAGUAUGGAUCUGGCACCCACUGCCAGACUUCUGGUGUAUGCUGUGUUUGCUGAUGGUGAGGUGGCAGCUGAUGUGGACGUGUUCACCAUAGAGAAGUGUUUCCAGCACCAGGUGUCAGUGGGCUUCUCUAAGGAGGAGGAUGUUCCAGGAUCAGAGGUCAACCUACAAGUAGAAGCUGCCCCUGGAGCACUGUGUUCUCUUCGAGCUCUGGACAAGAGUGUCACAUUGAAGGCAGAACGCUCUCUGAACUCAGAGAGCCUGUAUACAUCCCGUUACAUCGAUGCUGGUACAGUCUCUGGAAGAGGGUUUGCUUAUCGCUUGGAAGACUUUGAGCCGUACCCGUGCCUCCUCCACCCGGGUCCCAGUCCAAGGCACAAGCGGUCCCUGGCGGUCGCUCCCUGGUAUCAAAGUGAGGCAGAUGUUUACAGCCUCUUCAAGCUCUUGAGGAUGAAAGUUUUCACCAACACCAGAAUUAAAAAGCCCGUUUCCUGUGAGCGCCAGCCGCAUGAAAGGAUGCUUUUCAGAAGUGACAAAGCCUUCACAGAGCCCCAACCUGUUGCCAUGGCUGACCGAGGGUUGCAGUCUCUCGACUCCAAAGCGAAGAAGGGGAAAGAGAAGUCCAAACCCAGGACAUAUUUUCCUGAGACCUGGAUCUGGGAUCUGGUGCCAGUCAACGAGGAGGGGAAGGCAUCUCACUCGGUCACCGCUCCGGACACCAUCACAGAGUGGAUAGCCGAUGCCUUCUGUGUGGCAGAUGUCGGUUUCGGGAUCGGCAAACCGGUUGCCAUCCGGAUCUUCCAGCCAUUUUUUGUGGACGUGGCGCUGCCCUACUCUGUAGUCCGUGGGGAGACCUUUGAACUCAAAGCCACCGUCUUCAAUUACCUGAAGGACUGCAUCCAGGUGAGUGUCCAUCUGGCAGAAUUGCAGCAAGUCGAGGUGAAGCCCUGCCCGACCUGCUCCUUCGCCGCCUGCCUCUGCUCAGAGGAGGCUGAGACCUUCUCUUGGAACGUGACGGCGACUCAGCUGGGACACGUCAACCUCUCAGUAACCACUGAGGCUGAGGAGACACAGGAGCUGUGUGGCAACAGAAUCGCCAUGACACCCCCCCGUGGCCGCUCCGACACCGUGAUCAAGCCCCUACUGGUCAAGCCAGAAGGCGACUUUAAGGAAGAGACCCACAAUGCAUUCCUCUGCUCUUCAGGGGAUGCUGUGGUGGAAGAAGUUUCUCUCAAGCUGCCUGAGAAUGUUGUGGAGGACUCUGGCCGAGCCGUCUUCUCUGUCAUUGGUGACAUUCUGGGCCCCUCGCUGCAGCAUUUGGACAAACUGCUUGAGAUGCCCUUCGGCUGUGGGGAGCAGAACAUGGUCAAGUUUGUUCCCAAUAUCUUCAUACUCCAAUACUUGGAGGCAACCAAUCAGGCAACUCCUGAGAUCAAAGCCAAGGCCAUAGAAUACAUGAAGAAGGGGUACCAGCGGCAGCUGCUCUAUCAGCACAGCAAUGGCUCAUACAGCGCCUUUGGUCAGCGUGAUACCGAGGGCAACACCUGGCUGACAGCCUUUGUGGCUCGGGCUUUUGGCCAGGCAAAAUCCUACAUCUUCAUUGAUGAAAAGCACAUUCAAGAUACUGUUCACUGGUUGGAGGAACAUCAGCAACCCGACGGCUGCUUUGAAAAUGUAGGAAGGCUCUUCAACAACGCCCUGAAGGGCGGUGUGGAGGAUGAGUUCUCGCUGACGGCUUAUGUGACUGCUGCACUGCUGGAAGUCCACCUGGACCAGAAUAGUACCACAGUAGAAGAUGCUUUAGCCUGUUUGAAGAGGAACUUAAGCUUUGUGGAAGAUGCCUACCCCAGAGCCUUGUUGGCGUAUGUCUUCACUUUGGCAGGGGACAUGGAGACACGGCAACAGCUCCUGAGAGACUUAGAUGAACAGGCUGACAAAGAAGGAGGAGUUGUGUCCUGGUCAGACACCGAGACGUCUGCUUACGUCCUCCUGGCCCUCCUCUCUAAACCAGAGGCGUCUGCGGAUGACAUCAAAGAAGCCUCCCUGAUUGCAGCCGCCCUCGUUAAGGAUCAGAAUUCAUAUGGGGGAUUUUACUCCACGCAGGACACCGUGGUUGCCUUGCAGGCUUUAUCCCGGUACGCAGCCUUAACCUAUCGUGAGAUCGAAGGCGUCCAGGUGCUGGUGAAGUCCACCGCAGGGCUCCACCAUGAAUUCCAUGUGGAUAAGGGGAACCGGCUGGUCCUGCAGCAGGUGCCUCUCCCUGAGGUGCCCGGGCAAUAUAAAGUGGAAGUCUCGGGGAGUGGCUGUGCAUACGUGCAGAGCACCCUUCGCUAUAACCAACCACCUGAAAAAUGUGACGCUUUUACUUUGAGUGUGGAGACUUCGCCAAAGGAAUGCAACCGGGCUUCCAGAAAAUAUUUCGACAUUCACCUGCAAGUGAGCUUCACAGGACAACGGGAGAAAAGCAACAUGGCUCUGUUGGAAGUGAACAUGCUCUCAGGAUACAUCCCUGUGAAGAAGUCUGUGAAGGCGCUACUAGAGAAGCCUCUCGUGAAAAAGGUGGAAUUUGAACCUGACAGUGUUAGCAUCUACUUGGAUGAGCUGGAUAGUGAAGAGCAAUGCUACGUUUUCUCAGUGGAGCAAGAAUUUGAUGUGAAAGACCUGAAGCCGGUGACAGUGAAGAUCUACGACUACUACCACCCAGAUGACUAUGCGGUCGCUGAAUACAAUGCUCCCUGCAGCACAGAGAGCACAAAAGAAGAUCAGGGUCAUUCUGUACCAGGAGACUGAAGCACCAUAAGAGGAAUACCGAAAUUGGCCUUUUGGGAUUAGCCUGCUGGGUCCGAUCAGAAUUCCCUUGUGUAUUGGGGGGCGGGGGGGAGAGGAGUGUUGCCAUUUCUCCCUCCACUUAGCCCCUGGGCCAAAUGCCAUGCUGGGUGGGUGGGUAUCCUGACUCUAAAGUACCACUGAUUGUCUUUUUUAAAAAGGCCGCUAGCCCUGAAACAGGUUCCCGUAAGACUAACCAGCGGUGUUUUAAGGUAAAAAAAGAGCUUGGGGGUGGGGGGGAAGGUGAGUGACAGUAUGAAACUCCGCAGGGGAGACAGAAUUAAAUCCCCUUUCUCAACGGUCCUGAUUCGGAUGGGCACCCCAUGCUUUUAAAAACGUGGGGAGAUCUCAUGUCAUGGGACUGGCACUGCAACACUGCUCGUCCAGAAGCUGCCUGCAGAGCUCCUUCCAACCUUUUGGGACUGGAGUGCCCGAGCUGAGUCUGCCUGUCCUCAGCGCUGAGGCUUCCCCCUCUCUGCCAGGUGGGCUCUUAUUAUUCCCCUGGUCUCUGCACAGCCUUCAUGUUAGCUGUCCAGCGCUGAUUCAGUGAGACUAGCUAGAGGACUUCAGUGCUCUAAAAGCCAAAGGCAAAAGCAAGCCAAGUGAAGAGAUUGGGAGGGGAAGACGGGGUUGAAGCAGAAAAGACAAAGAUAGAAAAGUGGGAUCUUGCCUUCCACUCGGGUUGCCAACUCUGGGCUGAGAAAUUCAUGGAGAUUUGGGGGUGGAACCCAGGGAGGGAAGGGAGCAGCCUCUGAAGCAGCCAUUUUCUCAUCUCUGUGGUCUGGAGAUCAACUGUGAUUCCAGAGAUUCUGGAGCUCAGCCACCUUACCCCCAACCCUUUUCCCUUGUGGACAAAUUGAACAGUUGAGGUGGGGAAAUAGAUCUUUUAGAAUAACAAAUGAAGUACUGUUUUAAAGCAGCCCAUUUGCACAGCUGGGUCACAGGCAACAGAGUGUCUGUGCUUGUUUGGAUUAGUAAGCAAGAGACCUUCAUAGGCCUAUUUGCUGGGAAAAUGCUUUCAAUCGCCGCACCUGUAGCCCGUCUUCAGGUUCUCUCGUCUAGAGUGCAGCAUGGACAUUGGCUGGAUGUGGGCUAAACAACAUGGCUUUGGGUUUCUCUAGCAGGCUGCUUGCUUGCCUCCAUUGCCUCCACCUUCCGUUCCUAUAAUGCCUACAAAGUUUUAUUCAAAGUACAAGCUUUUGUGGGCAAGCACCCUUCCUCAGAUACAGUCUGUAUCUCAAGAAGUGUGCAUGCACACAAAAGCUUAUAAUUAAACUGUGUGUUACUCUCAAAGCGCCAAUGGACUCAAAACUUGGUUCUGCUGCUUCAGACCAAGAAGGCUGCCCCAUCUGAAUCUACAUCCGUAUGUAUCACAGCACUUUAAUUGAAUUACUGGGAUGUUUAUGUCCUUCUUUUCCCCUUCGAAAAGUCUGUUUCCACAUACUAAUGCUGAGGUUUAAAUACUAUCGCUAAACCCAAAUAAUAAAAAUCUUCAUUUUGCUUACUAUCA